AUGGAUAAAUAUUUGAUCAAAAAAGACAAAUUGCUUGAUGGUUCCGACACUACUACGACUGACAAUGGUAUCAAAACCACAGCGGGCAAAGCAACGGAUGCAGUACCAAGAUGCUCUGAAAAGACAGGAGUACCAGAUGGUCCAGAGAAUAUAAGAUUUAACCCUACUAGUGAUAAUAUAGAUGUUAUAGAAGGAAAGAGUCAGAGUGUCAACUGUUUAGCUGAUUGUAAACCAGAUUGUAACAUCAACUGGUCUAAAGAUGGUUCAACGACAAUUCUAAAUAACCCUUUAUCACUUAGUACUAGAAAUCAAACUGGUUCUUAUACUUGUACAGUUACACAUACUGUAUUAAAUAAACAACUUACAAAACAACUUAAUGUUCAGAUUUAUUGUAAGUAUAUUAUACUAUAUUAA
Lottia gigantea (owl limpet) is the source of this 414-nucleotide messenger RNA. RefSeq lists its product as hypothetical. NCBI's taxonomy places the organism in Eukaryota, Metazoa, Mollusca, Gastropoda, Lottiidae. Bases 1 to 414 code for a protein of 137 amino acids. The transcript has 2 exons. The record is from RefSeq and is a predicted model, not a curated record.